Glycine soja is the source of this 1862-nucleotide messenger RNA. Its product is annotated as aspartic proteinase PCS1-like. NCBI's taxonomy places the organism in Eukaryota, Viridiplantae, Streptophyta, Magnoliopsida, Fabales, Fabaceae. Gene Ontology annotation, biological process: proteolysis. The record is from RefSeq and is a predicted model, not a curated record. The coding region runs from base 69 to 1406 and encodes 445 amino acids. Gene Ontology annotation, molecular function: aspartic-type endopeptidase activity. The transcript has a single exon.
AACCCCAUGUCAUCACUCUCACUCCCCCAUAUUGCCACUCUCCAUUCAAAAACCAAAACAAAAAAAUCAUGGCUUCCUCAAUGGCUCUGUCUUCCCCUGUUUCUCUCUUUCAACUUUGCAUGCUUCUGUUUUCAUUCUUCUUUUUCUUCUCCUUCUCCACUUCCUCCUCGGCCAAACUCAACCCUACCACCGACUCACUCUCACUCUCUUUCCCUCUCACCUCGCUCCCUCUCUCCACAGCAAAACCUCUAAAUACUAACCCGAAACUCAGAACCCUUUCAUCUUCUUCUUCAUAUAACAUAAAAUCCUCGUUCAAAUACUCCAUGGCUCUGGUGGUUACUCUCCCAAUAGGAACCCCUCCACAGCCCCAACAAAUGGUGUUGGACACCGGAAGCCAACUCUCGUGGAUUCAGUGCCACAACAAAACCCCCCCAACGGCGUCGUUUGAUCCAUCACUCUCUUCUUCCUUCUAUGUUCUUCCGUGCACCCACCCUCUCUGCAAACCCCGCGUUCCCGAUUUUACCCUCCCGACAACCUGCGACCAGAACCGCCUAUGCCACUACUCCUACUUCUACGCCGACGGCACCUACGCCGAGGGCAACCUCGUCCGCGAAAAACUCGCCUUCUCCCCUUCCCAAACUACCCCUCCCCUCAUACUCGGCUGCUCCUCCGAGUCCAGAGACGCCAGGGGCAUUCUCGGAAUGAACCUCGGCCGCUUGUCCUUCCCCUUCCAAGCCAAAGUCACCAAAUUCUCGUACUGUGUCCCCACCCGACAACCCGCGAACAACAACAACUUCCCAACCGGGUCGUUCUACCUCGGAAACAACCCAAACUCCGCGCGCUUCCGCUACGUCAGCAUGUUGACCUUCCCUCAAAGUCAACGUAUGCCGAAUCUAGACCCCUUAGCCUACACCGUCCCCAUGCAAGGAAUAAGAAUCGGUGGCAGAAAACUCAACAUUCCGCCUUCCGUUUUUCGACCCAACGCUGGCGGGUCGGGUCAAACCAUGGUCGACUCCGGCUCCGAAUUUACUUUCCUUGUCGACGCGGCUUAUGAUAGGGUGCGGGAAGAAAUAAUUAGAGUGCUGGGACCCAGGGUUAAGAAGGGGUACGUGUACGGUGGAGUGGCGGACAUGUGUUUCGAUGGGAAUGCGAUGGAGAUCGGACGGCUGUUAGGGGACGUGGCCUUCGAGUUCGAGAAAGGCGUGGAGAUCGUGGUUCCGAAGGAGAGGGUGCUCGCUGACGUGGGCGGUGGGGUCCACUGCGUGGGAAUCGGGAGGUCCGAGAGAUUGGGUGCGGCCAGCAACAUCAUAGGCAACUUCCACCAACAGAAUCUAUGGGUGGAGUUUGAUCUCGCGAAUCGAAGAAUCGGAUUCGGUGUGGCCGAUUGUAGCAGAUUAAGUAAAUAAGAAAAGAAAAGAAAAAAUGAUAGGGUGUGGCUGUGGUGCAUGUGGCUAUCAUGUGUAGUAGCAUUAAGGCUCAGAAGUGUUGCACCAUUACUUCAUAAAUUAGUCCAUGACGCGGUCUACCAAGGAAAGAAAAAAGAGGUCUUUCGUGCGGUAAGGGUAAACGUCAACGUUUUGGACCCAUCCGGAGUGUGGGGGCAACCAAAAUCAUGCACGUUUAUUAUUAAUCUCUAAGGGGACUCGUGUACAUAUAGAUAAUAACGAUUAUUAAUAGAGGGGUAUCAAACUAUAUCAAUAAUUGUUGUGUGCAUAUUUUCUGUUUGUAACUAAGAUAAGCUUCAAUGAGAUACAAAAUAAGGUGGCGUCCUCUUGUUUCAAGAUCCCUCUAUUAAAUCAAUGGACCAAUAUCAUGUACCUAAAAAACAAUUGCAGCCUAAUUGAUUAUUUCUUAGAUUCCAA